GUCGACCAUUGCGCCAGGAUACGUGGCCGCGCGAGGUGAUCGAUUCCCGACGGAGGCGCAGUUUUGACGCCGUGUCCGCGAAUCGCUUUCGUUGGUCCUUCACGUCGAUCGGACCCGACGUGAUUCGCUGUUUUUCGUUACGCACUUACGGUGUCUGUGUAAAUAUCCAUUUGUUGAUUUAAAGUGUGUAGUGAGAUCAAUUAGUGGGAAACCAAAUGGUUGUGCUCGAGGAAGGCAGUAUGCUGACUACUGGACACAAUCAGUAUUUACAACCGGAUUAUCUUUCACCGCUUCCAACUUCGGUACAGUUGGACGCAAAAAAGAGUCCGCUGGCACUUUUGGCGCAGACAUGCAGCCAAAUCGGAGCGGAUUCGCCUACGAAACCGCUGAUUUCACCUUUGGAAAAGAGCUCGAAGGGCAUGAGCAUCGCAACGAACGCGAAAUCGCCGCCGGCUACAAAAUUGGAGCGCAACACUCGCGGCAGUCCGACGGACGGCAAGUCGUUGGCGUUUAAGCCAUACGAGACCAACGUCGUGACGAAGAAGACUACGGACGAGAGUAGACCCGCGUCCAAAGCUAGUGUACACAGUGUCAGUGGUCAGGAUAGUAUCAGUGUCAGUGACAGCACGUACCCUGAUAAGAAAUCAUCCGGCAAUCGUACGCCAGUGAGCCGAAAGUCCGCGUCACCGAGUAGCCAAGCGACGGCAACGACGACCAGCGGCACCCCGUCGGUCGACCGAAAGACUCCGGCGGAUCGCGAGAAGAUGGACGGUUCGCCACGAAGCAGCAGCAGCAACAACAACAGCAGCAGCAAUAACAACAAUGGCACCAGUCCAAUUAUCAGAUCAGGAAUGGAGAUCCUUUCUGGCGCGGCGCAUACAAAGGACGCGAAUCUAGCCGCUUACAAACCGGGUCUUCCAGGCUUCACAGGCAAUCCGCUGUGCUGUCCGCCGGGCCUCGCCGAGAAUCCGGCUUUCAGGCCGCCCUUCGCAGGCGCGUCGCCCUUCUCGCAUCAUGCGGCGGCGCUGUUGUCUGUCGGCUAUCCAUCGGCAGGUCCGACCGGCGGCAAUCCGUACUUGAGUUACGCCCGCGUCAAGACUCCCGCCGGCGGCGAGGCCUUGGUGCCGGUCUGCAAGGAUCCUUUUUGCACCGGUUGCCAAUACAGUAUGCACAGUGCGCAGAUCAUGAUGAGUGCAGGCAGCUGUCCCAGCGGUUGUACGCAGUGUGAUCAUCAAAAGUACGGACUGGCGAUGGCGUUGUCGUCCCUAGGCCCGAUGCCGCCGCCGUCGUUGUCCUAUCCGUCCACCCUGGCGGCCGGCGGUCGGCCCUACGUCUGCAAUUGGAUCGCUGGCGAGUCGUAUUGCGGCAAACGAUUCGCCACGUCGGAGGAACUGCUCCAGCAUCUACGUAGCCAUACGAGCUUGACCGGCGGUGAUCACGCGGCGGCCUCCGCGGCGGCGCUCCUCGGCAACCCGCAUCCGCACCCGCUGCUAUCGCCGUCGACCACCCUUCACCGCGCCAGUGGCGGUACCUACCCAGCGCCGUCGUUGAGCCCCCUCGGUGCGCGAUAUCAUCCGUAUGGGAAGCCGCCGACGGGCCCGCUACCGGCCUCGCUCGCCGCCUCGCCGUACUCUGCUUUCAACGCCUUAGGACCGUAUUACUCGCCGUACGCGGUGUACGGACAGCGAAUCGGUGCCGCCGUACAUCCCUAAGAUGGAUAUAUCCUACGGGAGGGAGGGGUUGGGGAGGGAAAAGGUGGUAGGAUCUUUUGCAAGGGACCUCUUCUCGUCCCUCCCUUUUUUCUCCGUCUCUUUUUCCCUUUUCUCAGUGUACAGUUGGAAAAUGUGCAAAUUGAUGGACGAGUCUGCCGUCUAAAACUGUUGUGUAAAUAGCCAUUGUGUAUAAUACAGAUUUAUUUAAAAGAAUUCUAUAUAUGUAUAUAUAAAUAUAAAUAUAUGUGUACAUUGAAGAUUAUGAUUAAAGUUUAUGAGACAACUUGACAAGUGUUAAAGUUGCAUCGCGAGACCAUUCUCUUGCGGAACUUCUAUGAUAUCAGAGUAAUACGCAUCUCUAUUAAAAAUCCGGUUACCAUGUAGGGAGGAAGGAUUACAUCCCAGCUGUAAGUUGAUAUUGUCGCAAUUGCCGGACAGAAGCCUCGCCUCUCUAUGCGGGAUUUAACAAUUACGAGGCAUUCCCGACUGCGCUUCCGAAUCGCGUGCUGUUAGAAUUUUUUGGCGAUUCUAACGAGACACCCAGUCAUCGUCGUGUUUUACAAGUGAUACGAUGACGAUGUACAAUAUAGCGUCUCGUUAUUCGGCGACGUACGGACAUAUGUUUGCGAAAAUUGCAAAAAGUGCAUACUGUAUGUUUCCCGACGCUCCGCAAACGCAAACCUCUCGUGCUAAAUGCGUUCGAUAGCGCGCGGCAUCGUACACGUUA
This is a messenger RNA of Cyphomyrmex costatus, 2439 nucleotides long. It is a transcript of the gene noc, whose product is annotated as zinc finger protein no ocelli. Bases 216 to 1712 code for a protein of 498 amino acids. Gene Ontology annotation, cellular component: nucleus. Lineage: Eukaryota; Metazoa; Arthropoda; Insecta; Hymenoptera; Formicidae. Gene Ontology annotation, biological process: negative regulation of DNA-templated transcription. The transcript has 2 exons. The record is from RefSeq and is a predicted model, not a curated record.